Cyprinodon tularosa is the source of this 1071-nucleotide messenger RNA. RefSeq names its product E3 ubiquitin-protein ligase RNF186-like. Lineage: Eukaryota; Metazoa; Chordata; Actinopteri; Cyprinodontiformes; Cyprinodontidae. Gene Ontology annotation, biological process: protein ubiquitination. The transcript has a single exon. Gene Ontology annotation, molecular function: ubiquitin protein ligase activity. The coding region runs from base 211 to 918 and encodes 235 amino acids. The record is from RefSeq and is a predicted model, not a curated record.
AACACAUCCACUGAUUUGAUUGUUUUUUACCUCCUUCUUUUUUGUCUUUUGUUGUUCUUGCUCUUUGGCUUGAUGCUUCAUGAUAACUUUAUAGUAAACCCGAUCUCGAGUUUCGCUCUAGGGGACUGUUACACAAGUCUGAGAACCGGAUCGAGCUGGUCUGAGACCUGGUCAGCCCCCCCGGCGCAAAAUACGGACAAAUAAACGCACAUGAAAUAUAAUAGCGUUUCUGAUGAUGUGAUAGUGCGAUUUGAUUUGAAUGUAUGUGUGAUCGGUGUAAUAUGGGUAAACAUGGCGGAGAACGUCCAGGAACGUCGCGGUUCUGGUUUUGCUCAGUUUAACGAAGAAGAAGAAUACGAGUGCAAAAUCUGCUACAACCGCUUCGACUUGGAGCGCCACACUCCCAAACAGCUGAGCUGCUCCCACAGCUUCUGCCAGGAGUGCCUCGAAACGCUUCACUCCCGAGAGGGUCAGGGAUGGAGAAUCGGCUGCCCGCUGUGUCGCCACCGGACUCCGCUUCUGGAAUAUAAAGUUCAGAACCUUCCGAACAACAACGCGCUGAUCGAGGCUCUUCCGCCGCAAACCCAGCGGGAUCCGAGCUCAUCAAGCAGGGAAGGACGGUCUGGCCCGUCCGAAUCCUCUGGCACCGAGAAAAGCUGCGAGACUUGCAAAAACAUCGCGUUUACCACGGGUUGUGUGUGCGCCAUCUUCUCCGUCCUCUCUAUGGUGGUGCUUUUAUUUCUGGGACUCAUUUUUGUACACAACUUCAACCACAUAGCGUCGCCCGUCGGCCCUGUUUGCCUGUUGGUGGCCAGCGUCCUUGCUCUGCUCGCCUUAAUGCUCACUUGGCUGAUGUGCAUGCUGAAAUAUGGGACAGAAACAGAUGCCAGUAUUUCAGUUCCCUCGUAUCUAAUGUGAUCAUCAGAUGCAUAUCUGGAAUUAUACAAUGAGAUAUUUGAGGCUGGCUUAUCCUGUUUUUGUGUGAAAUUCUUCUUGUUACCCUAUGCAGGAAUCCUGAGCACUAAUAGAAUAUUGUCUUGUAUGAAAAAAUACAGUUAUUGUCAAUGAUGA